Conger conger (European conger) is the source of this 375-nucleotide messenger RNA. Its product is annotated as CD209 antigen-like protein A. Lineage: Eukaryota; Metazoa; Chordata; Actinopteri; Anguilliformes; Congridae. Bases 1 to 375 code for a protein of 124 amino acids. The record is from RefSeq and is a predicted model, not a curated record. The transcript is spliced from 4 exons.
AUGCUGGAGAGAGGCCAGGAGGAGCUCAGAGCCAAUAGCAGCACCUUGAACAGGGACAAGGACCAGCUACAGAGAGAAUACAGUGCAGUAUCUAAGAAACUCCUCUUAAUGGAGCAGAAGAGAGUGUGCACACCCUGUCCACAGGGCUGGAAGCAGUUUUCUUCCAAGUGUUACUACUUCUCCACUGAGGGGAAGAGCUGGAUGAACAGUCGCAGAGACUGCUUAAGACGGGGAGCUGACCUGGUGAUUAUAGAGAGUGACGAGGAGCAGGAGAUAGUUGUGGGGACAGGGGAUUAUAACUGGAUUGGACUGAGUGACUCAGAAACAGAGGGCACCUGGCUCUGGGUGGAUGGAAGCCCCCUGCAGAGAGGGUAA